AUGGAAAAGACUGAGAACUCUAUCAUUAAAUCUUAUUCCAACGCUAAAAACAUAUCUAAUUCAUUGGAGGAAACAAUUAUAGGCCUGAAGGAAACAAAAAAGCAAUUAGAUGUAAAAUUUAAUAAAGAUGAAAUUAUCGGUCAUAGCCAGAAUAAACCGACAUGUAUCCAUGUGGGGAAGAGCUGUGCUAAAUUACUAGUAGAAUAUUGUGAAAUUGGAAAUGAAACAUUUCAACAGAGUAUAGAGACAAGUCAGCAGGCUGUUGAUAAAGGUCCAAUUUUAGAGUCUAUACGAUGCCUGAAAAGUCAUAUUAAAGAAACUGAUGUAUUACUAAGGUACUUUAACAUAUCUUUAAGGGGAAUGGAUUUAAUAAAACAAUCAAAAACGGAGGCUGUUAAUGAAGUUGAAAGUAUAACUAUGACCCCAAGUACAUCAUCAAGUGUGUUGAGUGAUGUAUCCAGUGUUAACUCGUCAGUUAAUUUUAAUGAUUUUAUUAAAGGUCCCAAGAAAGAAACUUCUUCUCCGCGUGUCAUGAAGAAUUAA
Molecule: messenger RNA, 543 nt
Organism: Phyllotreta striolata
Lineage: Eukaryota; Metazoa; Arthropoda; Insecta; Coleoptera; Chrysomelidae
Source: the annotation of a GenBank genome assembly